GCGGUCGAAUUGUUUGAUGUCCUUGAAGAGGUCAAAUUUUCUUGUCUUGGUUCCCGAGAUUUCGCUUUCUAUUUUUCAUAUUUUCCGUACUUUUGAAAAUAAUUUACUGUUCAAAACGGUGAUUUUUUUUCGGUUAGCUUGUCAUAUUUUUAAAUUAUUCUUGUUGGUCAUUUUUCACUCAAAGGGUAAUUACUAGUAGACUACCAGUAAACCAGCUGGUUUUCAGUUAUCACCUUGUAAAUUUCCCAGUUGUUGGGAUCCGUUUUACUCGUCAAGGUAAACUGAGAUCGAUUUACCUGUGAUAUGUUUCAUUGAUAUUACGUUUAUCCGAUCUCUGCUGUUUUUAUCUGGUCGUACUAUUGUACAUUUGGGGAAAUUUUGGAGUUUUUUGUGCCAUUUCUACCGAAUUUUCUACUGUGGCUUCAUCAAAACGUACGAAAGCUUGCUCAUAAUAGGGAGACGGGUGGUAUGGUAAUUUUAGUCGACUGACAUGUGUCAGGCUCUAUUUGGUGACAUACUGGUAGAACUAAUCAAUAUGGAGCUUGCCACAAAUACCCGAAUCUGUCAUUUUGUAUUGUGAUAAUAUGCUUCUCUGUAUGCUCAACGUACUCAUAUUUUAUUUGAUCCUUGUCUGAAAAGCGGUUUUCUUAGUAGUUCAAGUAUUUUUUUUAGUUAUUGUCAUUAUUGAAGGAAUAUCGAGGUCAAGUAAUGCAUUCGCUUUUAGCUAUCAAGUUUAUCUUGUGACAGUGCCUUUAAAUGGAUCAGAAUUAUUCUUGUAUUCGUCGCCUAAACCCAUUGUAUACCAAGUGUUGUUUUUUAUUGUUGAUCAGGAAAACAACCAGUUUAUUCAAACACUAUAAUUGGCAGCUACUGGUCUGUGGCUGUUUAAAAUUCACUAACGUGAUUUUAAAAAAUAUGGAUCAUAGUCAAAGACCACAGACUAAAAGGCAAUCCUAAACCAUAUCUAGAUAAAAAUUGUGUACCUAUUCCUCUCAGUGUCCACUGAGUUCUUUCUCAAAUGCAUCUUUGAGGCUUCCAUCUUUAUGUUGUACUCUGACAAGCGUACCUCUUUUAAUAUAAUCCGUAAGUAUUUAGGCAAUACGUCUUGGCACAGGUUUUAGCUAAGUGCUCAAACUCAGGCUUCAGUUAAACUUGAAUUACUGUUGUUAAUUUUGUUACUCCUGAAGCGUGACUACAAAAUUUAACAGAAAUACUUGAAUUCCAUCAUGUUUAUUUCGCGAGUUCUCACGCUGUUUCCAGUGUAUGAUGUGCGAUGUUAAACCUUAUACCUGCACCAAACAUCCAUGAAUCAUGAUUAGAUGUUUUUUGGUCUUACUACUUAAAUCAGCAGCUUAGUUCAUAGUAUAAACAAUGAUUGGAUGUGAUAUCCGUGUGAUAUUUUCAAAUGAAAACAACUUAUGCAGAACUAAUAACCAGUAAUUUCUUCAUGUUAGAUAACUUAAUCAACAUCUUACCAAUAAGUUCUUUUUCUUUAUUUUAGUACUUCCAACUUAUUGAAUAUGCUCUAGAUAAAUCAAUCAGAUUUAACAUUUCAUUACAACCGCAUAAAGAUGGUGAAUGAAAUUUUCAAUGUAAUAUGUAUUCAACAUUUCACUCAUUUGUAUUAUCAAUCACUUCAUAUGUGACUGUUAUCAAUUAAUUAUAACACCUAUUACAUUAAACAAUAUGAUCAUUUUACAAAUUUAUGUGCAUUUACUUAAAUUAUCAUCAUUAUCGCUAAUCUCCAUUUUACUAGUAUCUUCUACUAAUUUAUCUUAUCCUACAAAUUCUGUUAAGAGUUUAUUGCCUAGACAAAAUAUCAUUUCUCCAGAAGAUCACUUAAUUGAAAUUAUUUCUAAUAAUUCUAUAAAUUAUGGUUGUGAUUUUAAUAAACUGCAGUUUUGUUCAUAUGAACAUUCAUCUGAUUGGAGUUUUCAGUUAAGUUUAACAGAAUUUGCUUUAAAAAUGAAAGAGGCAGCUGAAACAGCUGCUAAAGUUGUUCAAAAUUUUCAAGAAACAUUGUCACAAAACAAUAAUACCAACAAUACCACAAGGACCCAGGCUAAAAUAUCAUCAAAUCAAUAUGGGAAUUUCCCAUCUAUUAUUAUUCCAACAGUCAAUUAUUUCCCAUGUUCCACUAAUCAUAAUCAAUAUUCCUAUAUAAAAUUACCAAUUCAUUGGCCUAAAUAUUUUAUAACACAUCAACCAAUUAUACCAAUUGAUGUAACAAUAUCUAAUUUAAGUCAAUCAUCAUCUACUAUGAUUACAUCAUCACAAUUAUCCAGACAAAAACGUUCCAUUAUUUAUCAUCAUCAUCAUCCAAUAAAUCAAUCAUCAAAUCAAUCUAUUCCAUUAUAUAGAUUUUCUAAAUUAUAUCCAAUAGCUUGUUUACAAUUAAAAAUACAAUUUCUAUCUAAUAAUCAUAAUGAGGAUAAUGAUAAUAGAUUAGAUAGUCAAAUUGUUUUAAGUUUAGGUUCAAAUAAACAAACAAUUCGAAAUGUGUUCAAUAUUGAAGAAUUAUAUGCAAAUGCAUAUUAUGAAGAUUACAAUGAUGAUGAUGAUGAUCAUCAUCAUCUUAGGGAAAAUAGUGAGACAUCAUCACAUACUUCAUCUCCUCCUCUAUCAAGUAAAUCAUCUAGAAUAGAUUGGUCAAUAAUACGUCAAGAAAUAUCUGAUUUAAAAAAUAAUACAUUACCAUACAAUGUAUGGAUUAAUGUUUCAAUGCCUGUCUAUCCUACCACUAUCACUACUACUACUACUACUACUACUACUACUGAUCUUAAUACACUCUAUAAUCAAACUAAUCAUCAUUAUAAUGAAUAUGUAAAUCCUUCCAAACUUCAUGAGACCGUCUUAGAACAAUCUGAUCAUUGGAUUGCUAUAGAUUCUAUACAAUUAUUAUCUAUAUACAGUACAAAUAAUGUAUGCAUUGAUGAUAUCCUAUUGUAUACACAUCAGAAUAGACAAUUCUUAAAAUCAACAUGUCAGAAUAAAUUAAUUUGGAUUAGUAAUAAUAAACAAUCGAAUCAUUCUAUACAAAUUUUAUAUCUUAAUUCAAAUGGUUAUCCAAUAUUAUUGAAUAGAACUAAUUCAUCAUCAUUAUCUAGUCAAUCAAAUCAUCAUCAUCAUCAUCAUAAGAAGAAAGAUAGAAAUAAUUUCAUUCUACAAUCUUUUAAAUCAAUCUAUUCAAAGAAAUAUCCAAUCUAUCGUAGUGUACAUAUGAUAUGGAUAGCUGGUUCAUUAUUAUUAGCAGUAUUUAUUACAUUUUUAGCUAUUUUAUUUAUUAUUACAUUUAGUUUAUCAGUUAUGUGUAAUCAACGUAAAACUAUCAACACUAUUCAUUUGAGUACUACUAAUUCAACUACUGAAAAUAAUAUAAGUAGUCGAAAUGAAAAAUGUAAAAAUAAUAUGCCAUUAUUGUAUGAACCACAUAAUCGUCGAAAAUUCUAUUUAAAUCAUUAUAAUAAAGAGAAUUGUAAUAAUGAAUUAUUAAGAAUUUUACCAAAUAAUUUAUCGAAUAAUUCAUUUUUAAUAGAUUUACAUAAUCAUUUAUCUUCAUCAUCAUUACAUGGUUUAUUAAAUCAUCAUCAAAAUGAAGGAAAACAACAAAAUAAUUCACAACAGAUUAUUAUUACAUCAACAACACAUCAACAAUUUGUAGAUGAUAAUUCAACGGAACUUAGUUUAUGUAUGCAAGAUGAUAAAAAUGAAUUUCUUCGUUCAAUUGAUAGAAAAAUUGUUGACAAUUCAGAUGUAUCUACAACAAGUGCUAUACAAUUAUUACGUAAUUGGAAUUUUUAUAAACAACGUAGUACAUCCUCACCAUUUAGUUCUUCAUCUAAUAAUAAUAAUCCUAUAAAACAAUCCAAUGUAAAACAUAAUACAUCAAUGUUAUUAUAUAUGGAUCAUCAUCAUGAUCAGCCAUUAUUUGGAAAAGGUUAUACUCAUUCUAAUAUAAUAGCCAAUAAUCUUAACAGAUCAAAUUUCAAUGAUAAAUUAGAAGAGAAUGUUAUGUAUCGAUGUCAAUCAAGAAAUGAUACAUCGAAUUUACCUACAAUAUCAAAUAUACGUCAAUCUUUAAUAUUAUCCAUUAAUGAUAAGAAUGAAUUCAUUCUAUUACCAUCAUCGAAUGCUAUGAAUCAGAAUGAACCGAAUCCAAUAUCAUCAACCAUGAAUAAUCAUAGUAGUACAUUAGGUAUGUUAAAUAGUUUAUCUGAAGAAGAUGCUGAAGCAACACGUUUAGAAAUGGCAGCUUCUGUUGGUGCAUUAGAUCAACAAUAUUUACAACAUAAUAACAGUAAUAAUAAUAAUAAUGAUAAUACAUUAGAUCAUUUAGAUUAUACUUUAUCAACUAUACCACAUUCAUCAUUUAUUAGAAAUGAUAAUGAAAGACCACCCCCUAGUUAUCAUGAUUCAUCACCUUAGAAUUUAGCAUUUCUAAUUGAUUGUUUCCCCCCCCCUCCGUUUUUUUUCUAUUCGAAAAAUGAAUUUCUUUAAUAAUCUUUUAGUGAUCACACUGUUUUUUUUUGGUGGUAGAGGAGGGGGCAGUAGGUAGAUAAUGGGAUCAAAAUGUUUUCCUCUACCUACCCCAUCUCUUUUAUCUUGAUUGAUUUAUUACUUACUUUUAUAGACUUCUCUUUGAUUAACUUAGAACAUGAUUGACAAAUAUGUUAGAUGAUUUAAUUUAGUGUAAUAGAACUUUUCUCAACUAGUAAUAAGGCAGUGAAUUAUCUAAUCUCUAGAUCGAAUCAUUUUCAUCAUCAUCAUCAUCCUAUUCGUAUUGAAGAUAAGCAAUUCAUUUGACAAAUUCACUUUAUGUAAUACAGAAAUCGGUUCAAAUUUCUAUUUCCUUUCUUUAUAUUAUUAUACUUUUGUCAAUGAGACUAGUUGGAUUUUGUUUUUAAUGAAUAAAAAGUGAUUAGGAUUUUACAAUUUUGUUGUGUUUUUUUAUUAUUAUUAUGUCUAUGUGAUGUAAUUAUCCUUUUUUUGUGAAGAAUUUUUUCCCUGUUCACUAAGAAUAGUCAAUUUCUUUUUUAUCGUCCUAGAUACUAAAUCCAUAAAUUGUAUGCACCCAUAAACAUACACACACACACACACACAGUCUCUUGGCGGCAGUUGGUUUCUAUCAUCUCUCUCUCUCUCUGUGUGUGUAUAUGUGUAUUUGUCCUACUAGUAAUAUUCCUACUAUAUAAAGUGUUCUUGUUACUGAAUUACACAUUUUGUUACUUGAUUUAUACUGCUUUUUUGCUUAGGUAGAACAAUGUUUUCUUAUUUAAAUUAAAGUAAUAUAAAUAUCGAAUGUAAUUUUAGUUAAUCCAACCGCAUACAUAGUUGCUUACCAGUCCCUGUGACUUCACUUUUAUGACAUCAGUGGUGGUGAUGGUGAUGUCGUCGUGGGGGUGUAUGUGUGCAUGGAUUAUAUUUUAAAAUUUGUUUACUUUAUUUCUAUUUAUUUACACUUUUUUUCGAGAACAAAAAUUUAUCUAUUUACAACAAAAUUAUUGAUAGAAUUCAAUGAUUUAAUUUAUUCAACACGUCCCCCCCCGCUUGUUUAAAACAAACAAACAAACGAACAUCGAAAUGCUUGAACCUUCAAUGGAUUAGGUAAAUAAUUGUUGUUGUUUAUUUAUUGAUUUCUUGUUUGGAAUUUUGUUUCAUUUCUAUUUGUAAAUAACAAUAAUAUUAUAUAAUCCAGUCAAACAAUCAGAAUAAAACGUUUUUUUUU
This is a messenger RNA of Schistosoma curassoni, 5725 nucleotides long. The record is from the annotation of a GenBank genome assembly. NCBI's taxonomy places the organism in Eukaryota, Metazoa, Platyhelminthes, Trematoda, Strigeidida, Schistosomatidae.